GAGAACUCAAGUCUGAGAACACAUCAGAGAAGUUAUAAUGGAGAGGAAGCCUACAAAUGUAAAGACUGUGACAAAUUCUUUAGAAAAAUGUCAAACCCUAAAAGACAUCAGGGAAUACAAACCAGAGAGAAACCAUACAAAUGUGAAGAAUGUGAAAAAGUACAUGAGAGAUCCCUUAAUGAGGAGAAACCCUUCAAAUGUGAAGAGUGUGACAAGUCUAUUGCCAAUACCACAGAUUGUAGAGUUCAUCAGAGAAUUUAUAAUCGACUGAAACCCUACAAAUAUGAAAUAGGUGGCAAGUCCUUUAUCAACCUGUCAAAUCUUAGAGUAUAUCAGACAAUUCAUAUUGAAGAGAAACCCUUUAAAAGUGAAGACUGCGGCAUGUCCUUUACCAACAGCUCAUCUCUUAGAAAGCAUCAACGAAUACAUACUGGAGAGAAACCCUACAGGUGUAAGGAAUGUGCCAAGGCCUUUACUGAGAACUCAACACUUAGAAGACAUUACAGAAUUCAUACUGGAGAGAAACCCUACAGAUGUAAGGAAUGUGACAAAGCCUUUACUAAGAGCUCAACACUUACAAGACAUUACAGAAGCCAUACUGGAGAGAAACCCA
Molecule: messenger RNA, 613 nt
Organism: Nannospalax galili (Upper Galilee mountains blind mole rat)
Lineage: Eukaryota; Metazoa; Chordata; Mammalia; Rodentia; Spalacidae
Product: zinc finger protein 501-like
Exons: 3
Biological process (GO): regulation of transcription by RNA polymerase II
Molecular function (GO): DNA-binding transcription factor activity; RNA polymerase II cis-regulatory region sequence-specific DNA binding
Source: RefSeq, a predicted model, not a curated record